ACUUAUUCUGAACGAAACGACACAACUCUAUUCAGUUCAUUUUCGGUUUUUGUACGCAGCGGAGUUACUCAUAUGUCAGUUUCGAGGCGUUCGACACAAAAAUUAAAAACUAAUUUAUAGUUAAAGACGCGCUGCAAACAACAUACAUAUGUAAGCUGCUAUAAACAACAAUAAAAAAAACAAGUACACUUGAAGCAAAAAGCGUCAACAAAGUGAUUACGAAUUUUUGAACGACAGCAACAACAACAACAACAACAACUCCCCUGCUGCCAGAGAAAGCGAACGAGCCGAGUGAACGAGAAACAGGCAGAGAGAGAGAGAGAGAGCGAGAGAGUAAAAGAGAGAGCGGAAGAGCUUAUAGUGUGUGAGCCAUUGAGAGUGCCUAAUAAAUCCGCUUAGUAAUCGAGAAUUCGAGCAAUCGAGAGUCCUCCCCCCCAAUCAAGAUGAGCAAGAAACCGACAGCCGGGCCGGCGCUGCACAAGGUCAUCAUGGUGGGCAGCGGAGGCGUUGGCAAAUCGGCCCUCACAUUGCAGUUCAUGUAUGAUGAAUUUGUGGAGGACUACGAGCCCACCAAGGCCGAUAGCUAUAGGAAAAAGGUUGUGCUCGAUGGCGAGGAAGUACAAAUAGAUAUACUAGACACAGCCGGCCAGGAGGAUUAUGCAGCCAUCAGAGAUAAUUAUUUUCGCAGCGGCGAGGGUUUCCUCUGUGUCUUCUCAAUCACAGACGAUGAAAGCUUCCAGGCCACCCAGGAAUUUAGAGAACAAAUAUUGCGGGUGAAAAAUGAUGAGAGCAUACCGUUCCUGCUGGUGGGUAACAAAUGCGAUCUGAAUGACAAACGCAAGGUACCGCUUAGCGAGUGCCAAUUGAGGGCACAACAGUGGUCGGUGCCCUAUGUGGAGACCUCGGCCAAGACACGCGAGAAUGUGGACAAGGUAUUUUUUGAUUUGAUGCGCGAAAUAAGAUCACGAAAAACCGAAGAUUCGAAAGCCACGAGCGGGCGUGCUAAAGAUAGAUGCAAGAAGCGGAGACUUAAGUGUACCCUACUUUAGGCAUUAGGUAUUUUUCGAUCUAAUCAGGGAUAUAUCAUCACGUAAAAAACAACGUCAGAUGGACGUGAAAGAGCCGACAAAGCCUUCUCCAUGCUGCCAAUUGUUGUAAGCAUCCAAGAACGACAA
Messenger RNA from Drosophila innubila, 1175 nucleotides. RefSeq names its product ras-related protein Ral-a (gene Rala). Gene Ontology annotation, molecular function: GTPase activity; GDP binding; GTP binding. Lineage: Eukaryota; Metazoa; Arthropoda; Insecta; Diptera; Drosophilidae. The transcript has 6 exons. Gene Ontology annotation, cellular component: plasma membrane. The record is from RefSeq and is a predicted model, not a curated record. The coding region runs from base 444 to 1049 and encodes 201 amino acids. Gene Ontology annotation, biological process: Ras protein signal transduction.